Pleuronectes platessa (European plaice) is the source of this 1615-nucleotide messenger RNA. RefSeq names its product RAD52 homolog, DNA repair protein (gene rad52). The transcript is spliced from 11 exons. NCBI's taxonomy places the organism in Eukaryota, Metazoa, Chordata, Actinopteri, Pleuronectiformes, Pleuronectidae. The record is from RefSeq and is a predicted model, not a curated record. Gene Ontology annotation, biological process: mitotic recombination; double-strand break repair via homologous recombination; double-strand break repair via single-strand annealing. The coding region runs from base 163 to 1389 and encodes 408 amino acids. Gene Ontology annotation, cellular component: nucleus.
CCGUAGCCCGAGCGGGAAGUUCAUAAAAGCGUUUACUUCAUGGACUCUGGUUUAAAUCAGUUUAAUUCAUAUUAGCUGAAAUGUAGCAGCUGGACAAACACUGCGGGGGAUUUAUACAUCGCUGAACCUUCGUCUUAAGGAAUAUUAUCACCCAGCAGCAGCAUGGAGAAGGAGAAGAGCCCCGCUGCAGCCAGGAGCUUCGGACAGUGCACCUACACAGCCGAUGAGUACCAGGCGGUGCAAAACGCUCUGCGGCAGAGGCUGGGUCCAGAGUACAUCAGCACCAGGGUGGCUGGAGGAGGACAGAAGGUCUGCUAUGUCGAGGGACAUCGUGUCAUCGGCCUGGCCAACGAAAUGUUUGGAUACAACGGAUGGUCUCACUCCAUCUCGCAGCAGAACGUCGACUUCAUCGACCUCAUCAACGGGAAGUUUUAUGUCGGAGUCAGUGCGUUUAUCAAAGUGCAGCUGAAGGACGGGGCAUUUCACGAGGAUGUCGGCUACGGAGUCAGCGAGGGACUGAAGUCGAAAGCUCUGGCACUGGAAAAAGCCAGAAAGGAAGCUGUGACUGACGGCAUGAAGAGAGCACUGAGAUGCUUCGGUAAUUCCCUCGGAAACUGCAUCCUGGAUAAAGAAUAUCUCCUCGCCAUAAACAAGAUCCCCAAAAAGCCUCCUCCUCCUCUCGACCCAGCGCAGACCAAACGCACCCCGGGGGAGCCUUUAGCGGAGAAGGCCCGGGUCUCCAGUCUGGUCCGAGAGGAAAAGCAUGUACCUGCGCCCGGUCCUGCCAGGGGGCCGCUGGAGCCCAGAAUCCUCCAGCAGAACCAGAACUGUUCAGACGUUCAUACUCCUAAAGCGGGCCCCGCUCCGGACAUGAAGAGUGAGAACCUCAGCACCAGACCUGCCAUGGACCCGGUGGACGCUGACGGGUCCGAGAUGCACGCAGACCCCAAGCAGCUGAGGAAGCUUCGACAGCAGCAGCUGCAGCAGAAGUUCAGGAAAGAGAUGGAGGAAAAGAUGCAGCAUCAAAACCAGGACCAGGCCAAGUCUGAGGAGGCGGAGUUUCCUAUUGGUCGAGGAACAAGUGGAGAUGACCCUGAAGUCUGGGACCUCAAUCUGGACGGGAUCGAGGAGCUGGAUGUCCCCACAGGUGCGCCGCCGUCCAAUGGGCUCAGGCCCGGCACGCCCGGGAAUCAUCAGAUGCAGACCCGCAGUAGGACCCCGCAGAGAUCCCUGGGCAGACCACCAGUCGAGGGCCCGUCGCACGGCAGAGGACAGGACAGGGCUCAGAUCACACCUCAGUACCAGAACCAGUAUCCGGGGAGACCAGGCGAAGGCUUCAGUCCGUACAGACAAGGAGAGCACAUGAAGAAACGCAGGCUGGACACCUGAGAGUUUACAUCCUCGGCACUGUAUAGAAUGAAGCCGUAUUUAAUUUUGUGUUUAUAUUCAUUUUAAUGUUCGAAUGAAGCCAAUUUUGCUGCUGUUACCUGGGUGUGUUAAAAAAUAAAUAAAUACCACAGAGGUCAGUCAGUUGUAAUGUUUGGAGGAAUGCUAGAACUUAUCUGAUCAAAAGAUACUAAACUUUAAUAAGCUGCUGCUAAUCGAGUCAAAUGUU